AUGUGGCGUCGAUCACUUGAAAUUCUGGAAUUUUCACGUUUUUUCGACUUAAUUAGAUUCGAAAAUGAUCUGCAAUUUAUUCUAAAAGAAGAAUCGAAUAAAGAAGUACAUUCUUCUAAUGAUUGUUUGGAAGGAAAAAAAUAUAUCCCCAAUGGUCAUAAUUUACCAUUAGCCAAUGGUCAUAAUUUACCAUUAGCCAAUGGUCAUAAUUUACCAUUAGCCAAUG
Messenger RNA from Racocetra fulgida, 226 nucleotides. The record is from the annotation of a GenBank genome assembly. Lineage: Eukaryota; Fungi; Glomeromycota; Glomeromycetes; Diversisporales; Gigasporaceae.